GUCAGAAAUACCAAAAGAAAUGUGCUGUUCAAAGCCAAAUUUGAAGUCCAUUCAAGCAGCUGUCAGUAAUAACUACUGUACAGAAUGGCAUACCCAGGUUAUCCCCCUUCUGGCGGCUACCCCGCAUUCCCUGGUUAUCCGCCAACAGGGCAAGAGUCCGUCUAUCCGCCAGCUGGUCAGUACUCCUAUCCUGCUGCUCCUGGAGGAUACCCUCCGUCAGGAGGAGGGACCUAUCCUGCAGCACCACCAAGUGCUGGGUAUCCAGGGGCAGCAGGAUAUCCUGUCCCAGGCAGCUAUACUGGAGCUCCCCAGGCCGGAGGAAUGCCAUCUUAUCCUGGAGCUCCUACAGGCCCUGGGUUUGGUGUGCCUCCUGCUGGCCCUGGCUUUGGUGGCUAUCCACAGCCUCCUGCCCAAAACUAUGUUGGAGGUGGACCGGCACAAAUUCCAGUGGGAUUUCCUGGUGGACAAGCACCAUCACCAAUGCCUGGUCUGCCUGCAGCAAUGGUUCAGGGUACCCAGGGCACAAUUCAAGCUGCUCCAAACUUUGAUGCUGGAAGGGAUGCAGAAAUUCUACGCAAAGCUAUGAAGGGCUUUGGAACUGAUGAGCAGGCCAUCAUCAAUGUUGUUGCUAACCGCUCCAAUGAUCAAAGGCAAAAAAUCAAGGCAGCUUUCAAGACUAUGUACGGCAAGGAUUUAAUUAAAGAUCUGAAGUCAGAGUUAAGUGGAAAUGUGGAAGAAUUGAUUCUAGCACUCUUCAUGCCUAGCACCUACUACGAUGCCUGGAGUUUACGUCAUGCAAUGAAGGGAGCAGGCACUCAGGAGAAGGUGCUGAUUGAGAUCCUCUGCACAAGGACAAACCAGGAAAUAAGAGAAAUAGUGAAUUGCUAUAAAUCAGAAUUUGGAAGGGACAUCGAACAAGACAUCAGAGCAGACACUUCAGGACACUUUGAACGAUUACUUAUAUCAAUGUGCCAAGGUAAUCGGGAUGAGAAUCAAACUGUGGAUUACCAGAAAGCUCAAGAAGAUGCUCAGCGUCUGUACCAAGCAGGUGAAGGAAAACUUGGGACUGAUGAGUCUUGCUUUAAUAUGGUUCUGGCAAGCAGAAGUUUUCCCCAACUGAAAGCCACAGUCGAGGCAUACUCCAGGAUUGCUAAUCGUGAUUUAUUAAGCAGCAUUGAUCGAGAAUUUUCUGGAAAUGUGGAACGUGGUUUGAAGACUAUUGUGCAAUGUGCCUUAAAUCGCCCAGCCUUUUUUGCAGAAAGACUUUAUUACUCUAUGAAAGGAGCUGGGACAGAUGAUUCUACCCUCAUCAGAAUUAUCGUCACUCGCAGCGAGAUUGACCUCGUGCAAAUUAAACAGAUGUUCACACAGAUGUAUCAGAAGACUCUGGCUACGAUGAUAGCAAGUGAUACCAGCGGUGAUUACAGGCGUUUGCUGCUGGCAAUUGUUGGUCAAUAGAAGAGGAUUAUCUGGUUUUAUGUUUUCUUUUUUAAAAAAAACUGAGGGACAUGUAACAUGCUUUAUGCAGACACUGACAUUCCUUGUGUCACGCAUUCCUUGUGUGUAAAGGAAUAAUUUUAAAUGUUGUAUAAUCAAAUAUGCCUUCUUGAUGAUUCCGUAAGCUUGUUGCACUUAUAACUGCCUUAAUUUACAGCACAUAAUAUUCUUUAUUGUAUAAUAAAAGAUGUCUUAUCUA
Molecule: messenger RNA, 1696 nt
Organism: Cuculus canorus (common cuckoo)
Lineage: Eukaryota; Metazoa; Chordata; Aves; Cuculiformes; Cuculidae
Gene: ANXA7
Product: annexin A7
Exons: 13
Coding region: 85-1458 (457 amino acids)
Cellular component (GO): cytoplasm
Molecular function (GO): calcium ion binding; calcium-dependent phospholipid binding
Source: RefSeq, a predicted model, not a curated record